Molecule: messenger RNA, 543 nt
Organism: Acanthamoeba castellanii str. Neff
Lineage: Eukaryota; Discosea; Longamoebia; Acanthamoebidae
Exons: 1
Coding region: 1-543 (180 amino acids)
Source: RefSeq, a predicted model, not a curated record
AUGGGCAAGGUGGUAGCGAUCAUCGGCAUCACCGUGGCGGUCGUCUUCGCCCUGGUGAGCAUUCUCAACAUCGGUCUCUACGGCGGCGCCAUGGACCUGGAGCUCGACGUGUGCAAGGGGCCGUGCCGCGAGCGCACCGGCGCGGUGGGCAUCGUGGCCGGCGUGCUGGGCUUCCUGCUCAGCCUGGUGGUCAUCGCCGCCCUCAUACUGCCCCUCGUGGUGCCGGCCAUGGCCGAGCCGAUGCCCAGCCUCAUCCUCAAGCUGCUCCUGCUCGUGUGCCUCUUCGUCGUGAUCGCCUUCUACAUCGCGGCCUGGUCGCUCAUGGCCAAGGACAUCCACGACUUCCGCGACGCGCUCCCCAGCGGCGCGUGCGACGACAUGGCGCCCGACGUGUGGAACACGGCGCUCGCGUUCGGCCUCUUCGGCUUCUUCAUCGGCAUCGUCCUGUUCGUGGUCAUCUGCGUCGCGCUCGUGGUCGACCGCGGUGACGGCGGCGGAGGUGGCGGCGGCGGUGGCAACCCGGCCAAGAGCGAGUACGACUGA